AUUCUAAUGCCGUAAUGGAAGCUGUUAGAAGCUCGGCGAGCGAAAAUCGUGUUUCUGUGAGUGUUGAAGGAAUUAUUGAAAAAAUACUUGGUAUGAGGUGGCUGCCAAAACCGGAUGUUUUCGUGUUCACUUUGAAAUUGAACAAAGUGCCAGGAGAUAUUUUAGAUUUCUCUCGUAAACCUUCAAAGAGAGAGACCUUGGCUGUUAAUAUGUCAGUCUUUGAUCCGUUCGGGUUUUUGGAAAACUACAUGAUUAUGACAAAGAUUCUGAUGCAGAAUAUAUGGAAAACCAGUAUUGACUGGAACGACCCUAUAACGGACGAGAUCUAUCGUUGGUGGAAGCUGUGGCGAACCGAGCUGAAAAGAGUCGAACAAAUUCGAAUCGAACGCUGCUAUUUUGCAAAUUUUGAGAGAGCGUCGGUGGAAUUGCACAUUUUUGCAGACGCAAGCGAAGAAGCACUUGCAGUUGUAUCGUACUGGCGAGUGGUUGAUAGUGGCAAGGUGAAGGUAAAUUUCGUCGCUGCAAAAACCAGCUGUGCACCUACUCGUUUUCAUACCAUUCCCAAAAUGGAACUAAAAGCUGCAGUUAUGGGUGUUCGAUUAAAAGAAAGCAUCAUCAAAUGCCACGAAGUCAAC
This is a messenger RNA of Rhagoletis pomonella (apple maggot), 635 nucleotides long. RefSeq lists its product as uncharacterized. The record is from RefSeq and is a predicted model, not a curated record. NCBI's taxonomy places the organism in Eukaryota, Metazoa, Arthropoda, Insecta, Diptera, Tephritidae.